Molecule: messenger RNA, 1866 nt
Organism: Cokeromyces recurvatus
Lineage: Eukaryota; Fungi; Mucoromycota; Mucoromycetes; Mucorales; Mucoraceae
Product: Prenylcysteine lyase-domain-containing protein
Exons: 5
Coding region: 58-1665 (535 amino acids)
Biological process (GO): prenylated protein catabolic process; prenylcysteine catabolic process
Molecular function (GO): prenylcysteine oxidase activity
Source: RefSeq, a predicted model, not a curated record
UUUUUUUUUUUGUUUCGCAUAAUAAUAAUAGUUUGUUUCUUAUCAUUUAUUUAACAAAUGAAAAAAAUUUUAUUUUCUUUAAUCAUAUUCAUUCCAUCCUGUGUAGUACAUGCUAAUGCUGAUGAUUAUCAACAACAACAUGUGUUUCAUGAAGCACAUGUUCCAAUUGUAAAAUCAGUCGCCAUUAUUGGUGGUGGAGCCUCUGGGACUUCAACUGCCUUUUGGCUAAACAACGUUUUCUCUUCUUCUUCUGAAAAUAGUCCUAAUCAAAUAUCAAUUACUAUCUUUGACCGUAAAGAUUACAUUGGAGGUCGUAGUACAACCGUUCCCAUUAAAGGUAAUAGCUCGUUAGGGACCAUGGAGCUCGGAGCAUCUAUCUUUGUUGAAGCAAAUCAAAACCUCAUGAAAGCUACAGAUAAAUUUGGUUUAAAGCGAACAUCAGUUGAAGUAGAUGAUGAUAACGACGACAUUGAUCCUCUUGUUAAGAAGAAAAGAGAGGAUCGUCGUCCUGGACUUGGUGUAUGGGAUGGAGAACAAUUUGUAUUUGAGGAAACAGGAAGUUAUUACUGGGAUAGUCUAAAGGCACUUUGGCGAUAUGGUCUUAGUCCUAUCAAGUUUCAACGUAAACAGCAAGAGAUUGUAAAGCGUUUUUUGAACAUCUAUAACGAAACUCAACAACAAGAUGAAAUAAUGGAGAUUGUCAAGGACCUGGGACUCAAGGAACUCGUCAACAUGACAGCAGAGUCUUAUUUGAAAGACUUGGGUAUAAAUGAUCGUUUUUCUUAUGAAAUUCUGCAAACAGCGACUCGUGGUAAUUACUGUCAAGAUUUGAAUGCUCUUCAUGCUUUAGCUGUUAUGGUUUCAAUGGAAGCAAGUCAUGGUACAUGGGCGGUUGAAGAUGGAAAUUACCGUAUUUUUGAAGAAUUUGCUUCUCGUUCUGGAGCCGAUCUUCAGCUGAAUACUAAAGUUGUAUCUAUUAGUAAUAUCACCGAAGUGGAUACAAACGGUCAUCAUAUAAAUCGUUAUAGGGUUGAAACUUUAGACGGUAAAAAUCAGGUCUUUGAUGAAGUUGUACUUGCAGCACCUUUAAAGUAUUCAGGUAUUGAAUUUUCCUUUCCAACUGAAGAGGAACAAAGAGACUAUCAUGCAGUACAUGUUACUUUGGUUGCAGGAUAUCCUGAUCCAAGUUAUUUCGGAAGAACUAUAGAUCAUUUACCUUCAUUUAUCGUCACAACUGGUUUACCUUUAAUUCAUCAUUUUGAAAAUAAGACGGCUCCUUUCAAUACUUUUUCAGUACAUCGAUAUUUGGAAAAUGGAGAAAGUGUAAUCAAACUAUUUUCUCCUAAAGUAAUGGAAGAAGAAUUUCUCGAUCAACUUUUUAUUAAUAGAAGUUGGACUUACCGUACAGCAUGGCAUGCAUUCCCUAAACUUAAGCCUAUUGCCGACAAUCACUCUUUUCCAUCCUUCAUUCUUAAACCAGAUAAAGAAAAUGAUGAUUUUGGUAUUAUUUAUACAGGUGCCUUUGAGAAUUUCAUUUCUACUAUGGAAACACAAACGAUUGCAGGUAAAAUUGCAGCAAAAGUACUUUACAAAAAAUGGUGUAAUACGUUUAAUGAAUUUAAUAAGUAUUGUGGAGAAUUUGGUGAUGGAUGGGGUAAAAUAUAACUACUUUUUUUUUAAGGAUUGACUAAAUAAACAUCGGACAUAUUCUCCAAUUCAAUAUUUCGUCUUGGCAUAUUUUUUCCAAAGAAUGUAUGAAUUAUACGCCAUUCUUUCUCAGAAGUAGGCAUAGUGUGGUCUUUGUUUUCGAUAAAAACUUGAGAUACUUCUGCUGAAGGAGAACAUUUAUUUUUAAUCAUUUUAAAC